AUGAUCGUCAUCCUGGGCCACCGCGUCCUGACAACCUUCCUCACCGUCGCCCAGCUGGGAUUUGUGAUAGGAUAUCUUGUAUACACCUGGACCAUCAGUCCAACCCGCAGCUUCAACUGGAUCGGGCUGCUUGAGUUGAUCUGGCCAUUUUGGCUCUUGGUAGCGAUAUGGCUCUUCAGCCCUCACGCACCCAAAAACCCUCUGCACAAAGCUUUUGAUGCUCCAAAGGCCUGCAUGCUGUACGUCAUCUGGGCAUUCUGCAGCCUCGCCAUCAAUCUUCUGAUUGUUCUGCUCCUUGAAAGCGUUGUGAACUUUGGCGACAGCACCAACACUCAGCUGCUGUCGUUCUUUGGCUACCAAAACACCAACCUAUACGACAGCAAAACUCGACUAAUUGCAGUGCUGUCGUGUGCUAUUCGUGUGGGGCUGCAGUCGAUCGGCUUCGUGUAUGUGGUAUUUGUCCUCCGGAGAAAGGUUCGGCGAGAUCGAUUUGACUCCAACUCUGAAGCCAACUCUGAAGCCAGCCCUGAAGCCAACGCAGCUCAUUUCAGCGACUCCGAGCACCAGCGAUAUCGUUCAUCUCUGCGCCGCUUGAAGCUAAACCCUGAUAAUCAGCCGACUAUGAACAGCGAAAGCUCUAGAACCUUGGGCAUCCGUGACUGCCUGGUUCCGCUGCACCGAAUGUGAUCGCUGUAUGAACUAU
This is a messenger RNA of Polychytrium aggregatum, 703 nucleotides long. RefSeq lists its product as uncharacterized. NCBI's taxonomy places the organism in Eukaryota, Fungi, Chytridiomycota, Chytridiomycetes, Polychytriales. Bases 1 to 687 code for a protein of 228 amino acids. The record is from RefSeq and is a predicted model, not a curated record. The transcript is spliced from 6 exons.